AUGGCAUUGGCUCAUUUUCUCUCCCUUCUCAUUAUUUUCUCUUCACUUGAUGUUCUCUCCUACGGAAAUGUUUCGAAACACCAAAACGAGACAUUGCAAACCAUGAUUAUUCAAGCUUGCAAUAACGUCGAAGACCAUAGUUCAUGCCUGUUAAACUUGGAAUCCAGGCUUGCAGAUUCAGGGCAUAGAAGCCCCACCUCAAUCCUCAGAGCAGCGCUCGAGGCUACACUCAAUGAGGCAAGACUAGCCAAAGAAAUGGUUACAACGUUCAAUAGCUUAUCAAUAAGUCCCCGGGAACAAAUAGCGAUUGAGGACUGCAAAGAACUCCUCGAUUUCUCAGUUUCAGAGCUGGCAUGGUCUCUAGGAGAGAUGAAGGAGAUCCGGGCUGGCUCGAAGAACGUUCAUCUCGAAGGUAACCUAAAAGCAUGGCUUAGUGCUGCUCUGAGCAACCAAGACACAUGCCUCGAAGGCUUUGAGGGCACAGAUCGGAAGGUAGAGACCUUCAUAAAGGGAAGUCUAACACAAGUCACACAGCUCAUUGGCAAUGUCUUAACUCUUUACAGUCAAUUACAUAGCUUACCCUUUAAACCACAAAGAAAUAGCACCAUAAAGAGUGAAACUGAGAGCAUGGUGUUUCCGAAAUGGAUCACAGAUGGUGAUAAGGAGUUGCUCCUUUCCAGGCCAAAAGGUAAGCACAUUGACGCAGUCGUGGCGUUGGAUGGGAGUGGGCAUUAUCGUUCCAUCACAUCAGCCAUUGAUGAGGCUCCAAGAUAUAGUAAUAGAAGAUACAUUAUAUAUGUAAAGAGAGGAGUUUAUCAUGAGAACAUUGAUAUGAAGAAGCAAAAGACCAAUGUUAUGCUUGUAGGGGAUGGGAUAGGAGUCACUGUAGUGUCUGGUAACCGAAAUUUCAUGCAAGGAUGGACAACCUUUAGAACAGCCACCGUUGCUGUUUCGGGCAAGGGAUUCAUUGCAAGGGACAUGACAUUUCGUAACACGGCAGGGCCUGAAAACCAUCAGGCUGUGGCACUUCGAGUCGAUUCAGACCAAUCAGCCUUCUUCCGCUGCAGCAUGGAAGGCUACCAAGACACCCUCUACAUCCACUCGCUCCGCCAAUUCUACCGUGAAUGCAGCAUCUCAGGCACCAUCGACUUUAUUUUCGGUAACGGCGCAGCCGUACUCCAAAAUUGCAAGAUUUUCACCAGGGAACCUCUACCACUACAAAAAGUAACCAUCACGGCUCAAGGCCGAAAAAACCCUCACCAAAGCACCGGGUUUUCAAUUCAAAACAGUUAUGUUUAUGCAACCCGGCCCACUUACUUGGGCAGACCCUGGAAAGAAUACUCCAGAACUGUGUUUAUGAACACGUACCUGAGUGGGCAGGUCCAGCCUAGAGGGUGGCUAGAGUGGUACGGAGACUUUGCUUUGAACUCAUUGUGGUAUGGGGAGUAUAGAAACCAUGGUCCUGGUGCUUCACUAUCCGGGAGGGUCCAAUGGCCUGGCUAUCAUAUGAUCAAGGAUGCUUCGGUAGCUAAUUUCUUCACGGUGGGGCGUUUCAUCGAUGGCCGAUCGUGGUUGCCAUCUACCGGUGUCAAGUUCUCAGAUGGCUUAGCCAAUUAAUUCGCAAAGGGUUCGAUUUUUUCAACUAGGAUGUCAAUGAGCGACCAUAAUGUAAGAAAUUUGCUUUAUAAACCAUGAUCAUAUUUGGUACUGACCCUAGAUAAUGAUGAUAAGUCCAAUCCAAAGAUUCAUUCUAUCACCGUUAAUUUUGUAUUAUGGAUAAUUAAUACACAAAGUACUUAUUGGAG
This is a messenger RNA of Ilex paraguariensis (yerba mate), 1805 nucleotides long. The record is from the annotation of a GenBank genome assembly. NCBI's taxonomy places the organism in Eukaryota, Viridiplantae, Streptophyta, Magnoliopsida, Aquifoliales, Aquifoliaceae.